AGCUAUUUGAUCGCUCGAGGCAACAGAACCUGGUCAUUCCAGCAUCAGAAGUGUGAGCCAUGAACAGCAUCGCAACCGUGGUGUUUGCCGCAAUGCUCGGUGCAGCAGCGGCGUACCCAUCAAGCUGGUCCUGCAACUUUGCUUGCAUGGCGGCGAAGCAGCCUGGCGGAGCCUUCGGAAAAAUGGGCAUCGCCGAAUUCAAUAAUGGCACUGACGCCUGCGUGAUUACUACGGACAUCCCAGCCGCUGGAUACACUGGUGGACAAAACUAUACGGUGACUGUGACAUCUACUGGCACGUUUGCGCAGAAAGUGACCUGCAGCUCUGGGAUGUUUGGCGAUGACGACACGUCGAACCAGCCAACAAAGGCGAUGAGCCAGACUCAUACCUGGACUGCUCCAACAAGUGGUGCUCCUGCCUCUUUCGGUGCCAUGGACAGAAUCCAUCCAGUUGGGAAGAGGUCGACUGGUGGGAGCCAUUGGGGUUUAGUGAAGAAAGAGAUCUCAAGGCAUGGGUCAAGGGGGUUCAUGUUCAUCUUCCACAAGCACAAAGCUGGCUUCGUAUCAAACCUCGGUGCCCCGUUUUGGGUAUGGGGUUUAUCAAGUGAUUUGUACUCUCCAAGAUACUUUAAUACAAUGUGUCCAAGACAUGUUCUAGCUGCAAAUCUCAUUGUCACUAGAAUCUGACACCUAGAAGAUAAACACACCUUCAAGGUACCUCCUCAAGUUCAUUAACAGUGUUUCGGGAGAAGGACACGCAUUUGUUGGUAUCAUUUUGAGAAAAGUUCCUCUCAGUGAACCAUCCCGUUCCGACUCAAUGCUUUGGCAUUCAGCUUGCGCAAAACACAAACAUCAAUAUAUGAUCUAUAUGCUUGGGUGUCCUUUGUCAGACCUUGACCACUUGCAGGAUCUUGCAGGUCAAUGAACAGAGAAAGGCGAUAAUUGAUCACCUGGACGAAGAAAGUUUAAUAAGUACAGUAGGUUGCAAUUAUUAAUUCACUUGAUAUCUAGGUGUAC
Durusdinium trenchii is the source of this 1016-nucleotide messenger RNA. The record is from the annotation of a GenBank genome assembly. Lineage: Eukaryota; Dinophyceae; Suessiales; Symbiodiniaceae.